Molecule: messenger RNA, 2911 nt
Organism: Argiope bruennichi
Lineage: Eukaryota; Metazoa; Arthropoda; Arachnida; Araneae; Araneidae
Product: chromatin remodeling regulator CECR2-like
Exons: 14
Coding region: 124-1953 (609 amino acids)
Biological process (GO): chromatin remodeling
Cellular component (GO): CERF complex
Source: RefSeq, a predicted model, not a curated record
GGCAACGGAAGCCCAUUUAGAUUUUGGGGGGAAAAAAACUGAAACAAAAAAAAAGGAGAGGAGAUCGGUUUUGAAAAGUUUAUGCCCCAGCUAAUUGCAUUUUGCAGCUAUAUUUAAUUAAAAAUGGAUGAAGUUCAAAGCUGGUGGGAAGUUCCAACAAUUGCCCAUUUCUGCUAUGUAUUUCGUGCUGCCUUCAAUCUUUUUUACAUUGAAAUUGGGGAAUUGGAGGCAGCUAUAUUAAAUAUACAAGAUCCUGAGAUGUGUAUGUCUUUAGAACAGAUAAUUACACGACUUUUGCAGGGCUGUUAUGAAGAAAAUGAAGUUACAUCAGAUAACUGGGAAGAGAAGUUGCAUGAAUUAUUCAAGUACAACUGUGAGGAUGGUGAAAAUCCUUUGGAAAAUAAUGCUUUUGCAUUUCUGUCUCCUCGCUCAAAAGUUGAAGUUCUCCUAAAAUUAUGUGAAUUUCGCUUGGAUGCUGAUGGUGUCCUGGAAGCAAUUAAAGAUAUUCCUUCAGAAGACAUGCAAGCUAGUUGUGUUGGAAAGGAUAGCGAGAAUAAUUCAUAUUGGUAUUUCUAUGAUGAACGUUUAUACAAAGAAGGUCCAUCUGCUCUAACUAAAAAAUCAAGGAAAUCUGAACAGCAGUCUGGAAAAGGAAAAAAUAUGAAAAACAAUUCUGCUAAAAAGACAACAAGAGAAAGAAAAUCCAAGUCAGAUGACAGUAACAAAUCUUGGUCCAUUGUUUGUCAUAAUUUAAGCGAUUGGGAAACUCUUAUGAAAAGUUUUUCUAAAAGUAGAUAUAAACAAGAGAAAGAAUUGGUUCAAGAAAUGAAGAAAAAAUAUUUACCUCUUCUUACAGAAGUUGUUGCAGAAAAAGAUCGAUUAUUAAGAAAAAGAUUUUUAGAAUUAGCACCAAAAAGAGUUUCACAAAGAAUAUCUAAAGUGCAAGCCCAAAAGAGAAUGGAAGAGCAAAUGGUAGCAGAAGCUAAUGAAAAGCGUCGAAUAGAAAUGGAGCAGGAACGAAUUAAAAAAGAGGCCGAGAAGAAAAAGAAAGAAAUAGAGGAUCGUAGAAAGAGAGCUGAAGCAAGAGAAAAGAACAUUCAAGAGCGAACAUGGCGUGCACAACAACGUGACAUGAUGCGUGGUGCAGAUGUUGAUGAUUUUAGUUCGGAUGAAGAUAAGAGAACUAAUACAAGGUCAAGAAAUGUAUCAGUACAAAAACAAAUUUAUGAAGAUGAAGAGAGUUCAGAUGAAGAUGAUAAGAGAACUAAUACAAGGUCAAGAAAUGUAUCAGUACAAAAACAAAUUUAUGAUGAUGAAGAUGAAGAGAGUUCAGAUGAAGAUGAUAAGAGAACUAAUACAAGGUCAAGAAAUGUGUCAGUACAAAAACAAAUUUAUGAUGAUGAAGAUAAAGAGAGUUCAGAAGAAGAAGAAGAAGAAGCUUCUGAUAAUGAUGAUGCUAGUCAAUCUGAAUCUGAAAAUGAAGUGUCUGCAAAAAGACAAUCCAAUAAUGAUGAAAGUGAAAUCAGUGAUAGUGAUAAGGAAUCGAAUAAAUCUACACCAAUAAGAAAAACAUAUAUUAAUAAUGGAAGUUCAGUUUCCCAAAAUUGUGUUCAACAGAACAAUAUUGGGAGAGCUAGUGUUAUACAAAACUCAUAUGGUGUAUCUAAAUGGAAUGUUGAUGGUGAUUCUAAAGAGCAAAAAAUUCACAUUGUACAAUAUGCUUAUGAUGAGCCACCCAAUAAUAAGCGAUUGAAACCAAAUGAAAGCAAUUAUAACAAUGGGCCAGUUAAUUCAGUGUCUGCAAAUGAUGCAAGACCUAGUUAUUAUAAUGAAAGUCAUGCUUAUCACCCACUACUUCAUCGAAAUUUAAAUUCGUGUUCAAAGAUAACAUCACCUGCACAGGUAAUAAGAAUUGACUUCAUCAAUCCAUCGAAACCUCAAAUUUCACGUUGAUCUGGUAGUGAAAGGAUUGAUCUUGAAGGGAAUAUAUUUUUCAGCUGCACAAUUUUUGUUUACAAUAUCUAAUUUAAAAAAAAAAAAAAAAAUCUGAAAAUCCUGUAUGAAAUUUGCACUAAUGAAGUAAAAUCUUUGAAGAAGAAAGUAACAGCUAAGUAUUCAAUUUGCUUGUGAUUUGUUGACUGGUUACAGGUGAUAAUUUUUUUAAUGAAUAUUAAUUAUGUGGUGAAAAUACUAUACCUUUUAGUAAAAUUUUGUAUAAUUUUUUGUGGUACUAUUUUUCAUAGUUUAAUUUCUCAGGAAAGUAGUUGUUUAGAAAUCAAAUAGUAGUAUUCAUGUUGAUUUCUGAAUAUGUGGAAAUUUACAGUUGCAUUAGUUUUGGUUAUUCUGGUAUUUCUAAUGUGUAUAAAAAGUUGAUUUUCUAUUUAUGGGGAAAAAAAAAAAAAAUCGAAUUCAUCAGUAUUGCAUUUUUACACUCUUCUGUCAUUUUAAAUUUGUAUCUUCCAAGAUUAGUAAAAAUGAUUUUUAAAAUAAUAAUUUAUAAUUUGCUCAGUUAUUAAAAUAUAAUAAUAUUAAAUUUUAAUAAUAAUAUUAAAAUAUAAUGAGCUUUUGAAAUAACAAACAUCUUUUGAAAGUUGAAAUUUUAGAGAAAUUAGAAUUAAUUUCCUUUUGUUUGCCUAUGAGAAACUUUUUUUCCAAUUAUUUUAAUUACUUAUAUAUUACAGUUCUGAAGAAUAUGUUUUGAAUUAUUUUAAUUUGUUUUAAACUUAUUGAAUUUAAGAUAUUUUAAAAACUUAUUUAAUUUACCUGACAAGCAAUAUCUUUCUUAGAAUUUUUAUGAGUGAAUUUUUGUCUUCCCUCUUCUAUAAAAUACUUUGUCUGAUCUCUUGUUUAAGGUUUAAAUAUAUUCCUUUAUAAAACUACAAAACAUUUAUGUUGAAAAGUCAAUUUACUA